This is a messenger RNA of Paramecium sonneborni, 1571 nucleotides long. The record is from the annotation of a GenBank genome assembly. NCBI's taxonomy places the organism in Eukaryota, Ciliophora, Oligohymenophorea, Peniculida, Parameciidae.
AUGAAUAUUUAUACAUUGAAAUUUGAAGAAACUACUCUCGAGAAUUCUUAUCGAUUAUAUAAGUUUAAUUCAUGGUAAAGCCCUAUUCUUAUAUACACUUACAUUUUAUCAAUAAUAAUUAUUGGCAGCAAACUCAUAUAUUAAUUAGUUUAACAUGAUUAUAGUUAUUUGAUACCAUAAGCAGUAAUACUAUUUAUAAUUAUACUACUCUGCUUACUUUUCAAAUAAUUGAAGAAAUUUCCCAAUUUAACUUUAAUAAUAAUAAACUUCCUGCUCGUAUCACUUGAAACAGAAACAAAUUAAGACAAUACAUAUUAUCAAGGAUAUCUAUUCGGUUGCAAUUAAAUGCUUACACAUACAAUUUUAUUCAUGGGCUCUGAUUUUUUAGUUGGUUUAUGCGCCAAUUUCCUUUUAGCAAUAGCAAGAGCAGCAAUUACUUUUAUAAAUCAAGAUUUUUUAACAUUUUAAUAGUAUCUAUACACAAUAUUAAUAACUAUUGGAAUUUCAGGCUUAUUAUAUUAAUCAGAAUUAUAUUAACGAAGGUCUUAUCUAUAUCAAACAAAAGAUACAACUUGGGGUAUUAUAAAGUUUUUUAUUUAUAGAAAAAAUAUUACCGUUUGUAAUUUGUAAGCCUUUUCUAAUUUUUAAAUUUGAUAAGGAUUCUUUCUCUUUUUAGUAAAUUGCAAUAAAUAAAUCAUUAACUGAUAGUUAAGAAAUGUAAUUUGAUUCUGUUGGAGAAUUUUUGAAGGAGUGUAAAUAUGAAAAAUUAACCCUACAAAAAUAUUUAUUUCAAAAAUAUGAGAAGUUCAACACUUUAGUCAAUAAUAUUGAUUGUCAAAAAUUAGAGAUUUAUUAUAAAAAAAGUAGAAUGAAAAUUAAACUUUUAAUUUAUUGUGUUGAUACAAUUAGAUAUAUGAUCGUUAUUGAAGCAGCUGAUUAAGCCUUUAUUGAUUUAAAAUUUAAAUACUAAAAUCAUCUAAAAGAAAUUACUUAAAAGUAUAAUAAUCAAUUAAAAAAACUUGCUAAAUUAUUGAAUAAAAGACUAAAAAAUUGUAAAAUGUAAAUGAUUAGUGAAGUAUCAAUUUCUGUACUUGAAUUUAGAAUUUUGUAAUCAAUUAAAAAUACAAAAUUAAUUAGAAUCAAUAUAUCUUAACUAUUCCAAAAAUUUUAUCAGAUUUUUCAUGUAAAUUAUAAAUAUAAAAUUUAUUUCUAAGCGAAAUAAGAUUAUAUAAUUUUUACUUACAAACCAGAACUUUAUUAUUUUAUACUAUCAAUAAUCAGAUAAUCUAAUAGAAAAUCAGAAAUUUAAUUUAUUAUUGAUUAAAAUUAGGAAGCACAGUCUCCAUAAUUGUCGCUUUCAGGUAUUGAAAAAUUACCUGUAGAUUAAUAAUUUUUAUAUUGCCAAAAAAUAAUCUUUGAAAAACAUAUAGAAGUUUUAAAUUGUAAAUAUAAUUUACUAAUUCUUAGCUCAUUUUUGGAUUUUCAAAGAGGUUCACUCUUCAUUUAAUUAACUCUACACUUUUGAUAAUAUUUCAAAUGAUCAAUUUAAUUUGUUAAAUUAAUAAUUCUGA